Messenger RNA from Chroicocephalus ridibundus (black-headed gull), 1782 nucleotides. RefSeq names its product adipocyte plasma membrane-associated protein-like. Gene Ontology annotation, molecular function: hydrolase activity; strictosidine synthase activity. The record is from RefSeq and is a predicted model, not a curated record. Gene Ontology annotation, biological process: biosynthetic process. The transcript has 9 exons. Bases 181 to 1503 code for a protein of 440 amino acids. Gene Ontology annotation, cellular component: endomembrane system. Lineage: Eukaryota; Metazoa; Chordata; Aves; Charadriiformes; Laridae.
CAAUAAAUCGUAUGGGGAGAUGCAGCUUGCCUUAAACGUAAAUUAAGGUUUGCUUGGAAAAACAGAUACGUUUCAGCCUAUGCGUCGCAGUCAUACUUGUGUGCGUGUUUUAACUUUGUUUCCUGAUUUUGCUAAAUAAUAAGACAGAAAUAAUAAUACAGAAAAACUAAACCCAACCAAAUGCUUAGGGAUUUACACACAGACCUUGAAAUUUACGAGUUUCUUCCCCACGUUUACCUCACACUCGGCCCCGCCCGAGGAGUCGUCGCUCCCGCCUCCCCUUUUCCCGCCCGGGCGGCGCUGAGGCGAGCAAUGGCCGCCGCCGAGGCUGCCUCCUCCCUGAGGAGGGUGGGCGGCUCCCGCCGCGACGCCAUGUUCCCAGCAUGGGGUAUUCCAGCUGCAGUCCUCGUGACUUUUGCUAGCAUUUACUUUUUACCAUCUCCCAUUGAUCCAGAACCAUUCAUUUUUGAAAAGCCACCUCCUGCCUUAGUUGGAUCGUUGCAAGUGAAUAAAAAGCUUCAGAAUGGACAAAGAAUCUUCACAGGACAACUAAAAGGUCCUGAGUCUUUUACUGUUGAUGAUGAAGGUAAUAUCUACACUGGUACUGUGGAUGGGAAACUGUGGAUGAUCAGUGGUGACCAGCUGCAUUUCCUUACUCAAAUGGGGCAGGAUAUGCCUGAAUGUGGAACUCCAGACUAUGAACCAAUAUGUGGCCGACCCCAUGGAGUCCGAAUGGAUCAGGAUGGUAACUUGAUUGUGGUGGAUUCUUAUUUAGGCCUGUACAAAGUCAAUCCAAGGACAGGAGAGAAAACCCUCCUGCUAUCGAGUGAAAAAGGUGUGGAUGGACUGCCUUUCAAAUUCCUAAAUGGAUUAGAAAUAUCAAAGAAAAAUUUGAUUUAUUUUACGGAUUCAAGUAGCAAGUGGGAAAGACGACAUCACAAAUAUGAGGUAAUUGAAACAAAUCAUCUUGGUCGCCUCUUGGCCUAUGAUCCUGUGACAAGAACAGGAAGAACGGUGCUCAGUGGCUUGUACAUGGCAAAUGGGAUUGCACUGUCUCCUGAUGAAGAUUACAUAUUAAUAGCAGAAACCAGCAUAUGCAGAAUCAUUCGCUAUUGGUUGAGUGGAGCUAAUGCAGGAAAAAAAGAAGUUUUUAUGGACAACCUGCCUGGGUAUCCAGACAACAUCAGAUUAUCAAGUACAGGCUUAUACAGAGUUGGAAUAUCUACUCCUCGCUUUCCUAGUUUCUUUUCUCCUUUUCUGGAUGCUUUAGGACCGUAUCCAUUCCUGAAGAGAUUUAUUGCAAAGGUGACUCCUUUAUCAUUCUACAGCAUUUUUCUUCACAAACAUGGCUUGUUCUUAGAAAUUAACAACAAAGGAGACAUUGUGGCAAGCUUCCAUGACCCUGACGGUAGCGUCACUUGGGCUGUCAGUGAUGUGUUUGAGCAUGAUGGGAAGAUGUAUGUAGGUAAUACAGAGCUGCCUUUUCUUGUGGUGCUACGGUAAACUGUAUCGUUUCCAUAAGAAGGAGCAUCAAAAGAAGGAGCAUUGUUUCAAGCAGCUGUUAAAUUACUUAAUGGAAGACUGCUACAUCACUGAAGGAAAACCAGAACUGAUACCACAUGGUUAAGCAGAAAUGAAAAUACAAUGCAGAAAUACUUAUUUUAGAAGCUUGUGAAAGCCUCAGACUUUCACCUUUAAAUAGGUUAAGGGUACCAAAUCACCUUGCUCUAUAGUUCAGAAAAUAGUUAUGUAUAUAUUUUUAAACAAAUAGUUGCAGACUCA